Molecule: messenger RNA, 3405 nt
Organism: Ictalurus punctatus (channel catfish)
Lineage: Eukaryota; Metazoa; Chordata; Actinopteri; Siluriformes; Ictaluridae
Gene: pou3f3b
Product: POU class 3 homeobox 3b
Exons: 3
Coding region: 956-2587 (543 amino acids)
Biological process (GO): brain development; regulation of transcription by RNA polymerase II
Cellular component (GO): nucleus
Molecular function (GO): RNA polymerase II cis-regulatory region sequence-specific DNA binding; DNA-binding transcription factor activity, RNA polymerase II-specific
Source: RefSeq, a predicted model, not a curated record
GAGAGAGAGACGCGGAGGACGCGCGCGGCACAGGGUAAACAGUCGCGUGUCCUCAAGCGCUGAGGGAGGGACAGAGCGGAGCUAACUGCCAGAGAGAGAGAGAGAGAGAGAGAGAGAGAGAGAGAGAGAGAGAGAGAGAGAGCAAGCGAAUGAGGAAGAAGCCUUGCGACGUCGCCUCACACUGUAAUAGUGGAUUGUACUUCAGCUGGAGCGGCUUGGCAGGUUUAAACACAUCAAAACAGAACAAAGAGACGAGAGACGCUACAGCGCUAUAAAAGAAUCUGCAAAAGAAAAGAGAAAAAGGGGAUCGGAGAAAGAGAAAUCUCAGCGGCCAAAUGACAAAAGAAGCGAAGAAAAAACACGGUUAAUAUCUUUCCAUUCGGUGACGGUGCAUCCGUUUGGACGGUUUUAUGGACAAAAUAUCACCGUGUUCCAUCAGCAGAAGUUUACUUACGGGGCAAAGUUUUUGUUUGUUUGUUUGUUUUUGUUUUGUUUUGUUUUUUUAAAGAUUUUUUUCAUUGAGAAUUUUUGUGUGUGUAUGUUUUUUUUUUGUUUUGUGUUUUUUUUUUUUUUUAAAGAAAUUCCAAAAACAACAUAAGCGACAACAUAAGGAAGACUGUUUACGACUUCAGAGGGCUUUUGGACACUGGCGUAGAAAAUAGGAAUUAUCAUUUCUAUUCAUUAUGUCUGAAUUGUACGAAUAUUCAAAUUGCACAGUAUAGCUUACGGAUUUUUUUGGUACAUCCUAUACCUGUGCACUGUAUCCUUUUUCCUGGCAUUUGUUGCUUCGCACUUCGAUGGUGUUCUCCCCAGAACCCAACUCAGACUUUUAAAGUUUGAAUAAUUCAUGAGAUACAGUUUGCUUGCAACGAGAAAAGAGCGCGAGAGAAAGUUUCUGCAAGAAAAAAGAAAAGGGAGGGGGGCUUAAACAACUGCUGUUCAUAAAAUUGGCGGAAUGGCCACGGCGGCUUCUAAUCCGUAUCUGCCCAGCAGUAGUAUAUUAUCGUCGGGUUCGAUAGUGCACUCGGACUCAGGAGGUGCGGGCAUGCAGCCGGGCGGCGGCGCGGCGACCUCGGUGUCCUCCGGCGGCUUCCGAGGCGAGUCGGCGGUGAAAAUGGUGCAGAGUGACUUCAUGCAGGGGGCCAUGGCGGCAGCGAGCAACGGCGGCCACAUGCUGAGCCACGCACACCAGUGGGUGACGUCGCUGCCUCAUGCGGCCGCCGCAGCCGCCGCAGCCGCGGUAGCAGCCGCCGAGGCCGCCUCGCCUUGGUCAACGAGUCCGGUGGGCAUGGCGGCCAGUCCGCAGCAGCAACAGUCUCAGCAGCAACAGCAGCAGGAUGUGAAGAGCAGCACGGCGCGCGAGGAUUUGCACACUUCCAGCACGCUGCAUCACCGGCAUUUAGGUCCGCACCAGGCGCACGCGGCUCCCUGGGGCGGCGCCGCAGCUGCUGCACACAUCUCCGCCAUUACCGCGAGCCAGCAGCAGCAACAACAACAACAGCAGCAGCAGUCGCUCAUCUACUCACAACCCGGUGGCUUCACGGUAAACGGCAUGCUGAGUGGCGGCCAAAGUCUCGUGCACCCUGGGCUGGUGCGAGGCGGCACACCUGAACUGGAGCACGGCGCGCACCCGCAUUCUCACCCUCACCAUCAUCACCAUCAGCAUCACCAUCACCACCACCACCAGCAGCAUCAGCAUCAGCACCACCAGCAGCAGGGUCACCACGGCCCCAACAGCCACGAGGCUCACUCGGAUGAAGACACGCCGACCUCGGACGACCUGGAGCACUUCGCCAAGCAGUUCAAGCAGCGGCGCAUCAAACUUGGCUUCACGCAGGCCGACGUGGGCCUCGCGCUCGGUACGCUUUACGGCAACGUGUUCUCUCAGACCACGAUCUGCCGCUUCGAGGCGCUGCAGCUCAGUUUCAAGAACAUGUGCAAGCUCAAGCCGCUGCUGAAUAAGUGGCUGGAGGAGGCCGACUCGAGCACGGGCAGUCCGACGAGCAUCGAUAAGAUCGCGGCACAGGGCCGCAAACGCAAGAAGCGUACAAGCAUCGAGGUGAGCGUCAAGGGCGCGCUCGAGAGCCACUUCCUCAAGUGCCCUAAACCGUCAGCGCAGGAGAUCAGCACCCUGGCCGACACGCUGCAGCUGGAGAAGGAGGUGGUGCGCGUCUGGUUCUGCAACCGCAGGCAGAAGGAGAAGCGCAUGACGCCGCCCGGAGUGCCCCCGACGCCGGACGAUGUGUACUCGCAGGUCGGCAACGGACAUUUUUUAGUAGAUUACUUAAAAGAUGCAAGUUUAAACGGGCCGAGCGAGGCGGGCGACCAGAAGGUGACAACAACCACACGUUCGUUCCAUCAGGGGGAUGAAAUUCGACAUCGAAGAAGAGAACAGCAUCCGCGACGCUUCCGACUUAUUUUUGCAGACAAGACUGCACGUUAUAAUAUAUUUUCGUUUCUUUCUUUUUUUUCUUCACGAAAGACACGGAAUGGGAUUUUUUCGCCUUGCCUUCCAGACCUUAUAAACACAACAGACAAAAAAAAAAAAAAAAAAAAAAAAAACCAAAAAAAAAAAAAAGAACCUUAAAGACUGCUCACAUUUUCAGAUCUCUAAGAUCAUAUUUUGUGAACGUUUUUAUGUAAAGGACUUAACGUCACACGGAUGUUCUUUUUGUUGUUGUUUUGUUUUGUUUUUUGGUUGUUGGGUUUUUUUUUGUUUUUUUUUUGAAGACAAUACAAAAAAAAUCAAAGACAGACGUUUGAAAAGACUUUACGGUUCCUCAGCUGCACUUAUUUGAAAUCCUCUGCGGGAGCUGUGGAUGUUCUCCAUGCUGCCAUUUCCAAGCAGUAUUCUUUGGUAGGUUUUAAUAAACGAGACUAUGUAAAGCCGGCAAUAUAUAGAUUCCUUAGAUCAGAUGUUGAUCGGAAUUAUUUACUUUAUAUUUUCAUUCAAAUGCUUUGUUUUAAUAUUUUAUUCGGGAUACAUAUGAACUAUUCUAAACAGUAAUUUAUUUCCCCCCGUUUCAGAACUGUGUAAAACUGUUCUCUUCCCUGAUUUUUAUUUUUAUUUUUUUUUCUUCGACUUUGUUUAUUUGUUUCGUUGAAUUUUUUUGUAUGUUUUUUUGUUCUGUUUUGUUUUUUUGAACGAGCACAAAUCAAGAGCAGACUUUUGGCAGUCGAUAACAAAGGGUAUUUUGAUGUGAUGAUUUGAUUGUAAUUUAAUUUUUAGUAGUGAUUCCGUAAGAGAUGAUUGAGAACAAUAAAUUUGUUAGAAUGAAGAAAAAACAAAUGAUUGUGUGUUUUGCCUAAGCUCUCAGAUCUUAAUACACAGAUGAUAGUUCAUGUGGAAUUUAUAUAGGAUAUCUUACAAACUGGAGACAUGAAAAAUAUGAGCUAACCUAAUGA